AUGGACGACCAGGCUUGUCCGCGUUGUAAAACGACGAAGUAUAGAAAUCCCUCGCUUAAGUUGAUGGUAAAUGUAUGUGGCCAUGCCUUAUGCGAAAGUUGUGUGGAUUUGUUGUUUUUGAAAGGAUCUGGUUCAUGUCCGGAUUGCAAUGUACCACUUCGUCGUAAUAACUUUAGAGUACAACUAUUUGAAGAUGCGAUGGUAGAAAAAGAAAUUGAUAUAAGAAAGCGUGUGUUAAAAGAUUAUAACAAAAAAGAGGAGGAUUUUGCAACAUUACGAGAAUACAAUGAUUAUUUGGAGGAGAUAGAAACAAUUGUUUAUAAUUUAACAAACAAUAUUGAUAUUGUUGGGACAAAUAAAAGAAUAGAACAGUACAAAAGGGAUAACAAGGAGAUUAUUUCAAAGAAUAAGGCAAAAAUAGGUAGAGAAGAAGUUGAACUAGAAGAAAUAUUAGAGAUAGAGAAGCAAAUGGAAGAUUUGCGUAGAGCAGAAAUAAUCCGAAUGGAACAGGAAGCCAAGAAACAAAAAAUAAGAGAAAAGGAGGCUCUAAUCGAUGAGCUCAUGUUUGCUGAGGGCGAUGCCAAAGAAAUUCUCAACACAUUUGCUCAGAGUAAAGCUAAUAAACCAGAGGUGUUGCCUCCAGUACCAAAGGUAACACAAUUUUCAACGGGAAUAAAAUUCAACCGUGGCUCAACACAACCAACCAUUCCACUCAUAGAAGAAGGUCCAUUGUACAAAUAUGAGCCUCCAAUACAGCCAGAUCGCUGUGGUCCUGAUCCACCCUCUAUUGAGAAUAUCAUCAGUGGUGGUUACUUAAAGCAUGUCAGAGCAGAGAACGAAACAGAGAAGGCCGGUGGCUACAAAUCUACACUGCCGUGCUUGCGCGCCUUACAGGAUGCCCUCGCUGGCCUGUACCAUGCAAGCUGA
Messenger RNA from Arctia plantaginis, 927 nucleotides. Lineage: Eukaryota; Metazoa; Arthropoda; Insecta; Lepidoptera; Erebidae. The record is from the annotation of a GenBank genome assembly.